CUUCUAGGAGUCAAUCUUAGGAUGUAAUGCUUCCUUGGAGACAGUGACAAGGAUAUCCAGGCACCAAGAAUUCAGACCAGUGUGCCCCUGGAGCUACCUUAUAAUCUGGAGUCUAUACUACCUCUCCCUUUAUAUUGGCUUCAAAGUGACUAGGCUUCAAUAUACACACCACCCAAAGAAAUCUGUUAAAGUGGUCAUCUGACAACAGGUUACUUUAGUCUCCAGCAGAGGUACAGAAAUGCCAUCGGAGAAUGCUGUACCACCUCCACACCCCCUUCCUCCGGAUGGAGGGUGGGGUUGGGUAGUAGUUGGAGCAUCUUUUAUCUGCAUUGGAUUUUCAUAUGCCUUCCCCAAAGCUGUCACAGUAUUCUUCAAAGAUAUCCAGGCAAUAUUCCAUACUAGCUACAGUGAAAUCGCAUGGAUCUCGUCCAUCAUGCUGGCUGUGAUGUAUGCAGGAGGUCCUGUCAGUAGUGUCUUGGUGAAUAACUACGGCAGCCGGCCAGUUGUGAUAGUUGGAGGGUUGUUAUGCUGUACCGGAAUGAUCUUGGCUUCCUUCAGUAACAGUGUGAUAGAACUUUACCUCACGGUUGGCUUCAUUGGAGGUUUAGGAUUAGCGUUCAACCUGCAACCAGCCUUAACAAUAAUUGGAAAAUACUUCUAUAGGAGACGACCCAUGGCUAAUGGCUUGGCCAUGGCUGGAAGCCCUGUUUUCUUAAGCACACUGGCUCCUUUCAACCAGUACCUGUUCAACACUUAUGGCUGGAAGGGAAGCUUCUUGAUUUUGGGGGGCAUAUUCUUACACUCCUGUGUAGCUGGGUGCCUCAUGAGACCUGUACAGACAAGUCCACGUAAGUCGAAGUCUAAAAGUAAAGUUGGUUCAAGACAUGAUGGAAGUAUGAAGAAAGCCAGUAAGGUAUCAACAGCAGAAAAGAUUAAUCGGUUUUUAGAUUUCAGCCUUUUUAAGCAUAGAGGAUUUUUGAUCUACCUAUCUGGAAAUGUCAUUAUGUUUUUAGGGUUUUUUGCCCCUAUCAUAUUCUUGGCUCCAUAUGCUAAAGACAAAGGAGUGGAUGAAUAUAACGCAGCUUUAUUGCUGUCUGUGAUGGCUUUUGUUGAUAUGUUUGCUCGACCUACUGGUGGAUUAAUAGCCAACUCCAGAUUUGUCCGUCCACGAAUCCAGUACUUCUUCAGCUUUGCAAUAAUAUUCACUGGCGUUUGCCAUCUCCUCUGCCCCCUGGCAGAUACCUACCCAGCUUUGGUGGUCUACUCUAUAUUCUUUGGCUAUGGAUUUGGAAGUGUUAGCAGUGUCCUCUUUGAAACUCUCAUGGACCUUGUUGGACCUGCCAGGUUUUCCAGUGCUGUGGGACUUGCCACAAUUGUGGAGUGUUGUCCUGUUCUUCUUGGCCCUCCUCUUGCUGGCAAAUUGGUCGAUAAGACUAAAGACUAUAAAUACAUGUACAUAGCCAGUGGGACAAUUGUGGUAAUAUCAGGCAUUUACCUGUUCAUCGGCAAUGCUAUAAACUAUAGACUCCUCGCCCAGGAAAGGAAGAGAGAGAAAGCAAGGAAGAAGAAAUCAGCCACUCAUCCUUCCAGAGAAUCGGAGGCUUUGAGCAGAUCAAAACAGGAGGAUCUUGCCGUCAAAGUCUCAAAUCCACACAGUCCUCCUUCAGACAAAGAAAGGGAAAGCAAUAUUUAACAUGAGUCUCAUCUUCAGCCAGUGUUUAUUAAUUUACUAUGAGUUUCUUUGUGUUUUUCAAAGUGUUGCAAAGGAUUUUAGCUAAAAGAAUCACAAACAGUAAUGAAACUGGUUUUUUCCUCAAUGACACUCUAAAAAUCAAUAUUUUGACACUUUUUUGGAUAGGUAAAUUUUGAGAUUGUGCACACAGGAAAUCCAUGCAGUGGCUUAUUUGCAUACCUGACUUGGGGUGUUGUGAUGAAAAAUCUUUCACUGACUUUUACUUCUAGCUGUAGAAUGAAAUCUGCAUCCCAGACCCCCUGACUUUCGUAAGCAUAUAUCAAUUCCAUAGAAUGUCCCUCUUCAAAGUUAAUUUUCUUUAAUUUGAUGUUGUUAUGAAGUAAAUUGAGGACAAGCAUUUCUCUUCACACACAAAGAAUCACAUAUCCACACUAACACUGAGUAUCUUGAGACCAUGAAGAAAUAAAUAAAUUUGAAAAAAUACUAUUAUAGUCAUUUUUAAGUAAAAGCAAAUCUCCAGGGAGACAAGGGGAAUGUGUUAUAUUUGUGUACAAUUUUACAGUGUGGAUUUAAAUUAAUAGUAUAUGGUAAAAAACAAAGUGCCGUUAACCCAGAAAAAUGACUACAACUACAAGAAAAAAAAUGUUUGUAAAAUAAGUUUGGCUUACAAAAACAGACCCCUUUUGCACCUUCCUUCUGCCCACUCAUGCUUGGUUAAUCUGCACACAGUUGUGAUUAUUGCCUGGUGCUAGAAAAGAGAACAAACCCCCAACCCCAUUAAUUUCUAAAAUUCUUAGCUAAUACGUACAUUGAAUUCAAAUUUUAAUGACACUGAACAACCAGUUGAGUCCCAUUGAUUUAAAAAGUAUCUUAACCCAUAAUAUACAACUUAAUGAUAGCAUUUUUUUUCUUUUUAAAACAAGGGCUCAACCCAGAGUCAAUGUUGUGCUGAAAUCCCAAAGCCAAAUUAUAUUAGAAUACUAGUUGACACUUUCAAAGUAGAGCAGUUUCCUUCCCCCGCCACACACAAACACAUAGCCAAAGUAGUGACACCAUCCUAAUCUUAUGAACAAGUCAUAGGAAUAGAGUGGACAACAGUAGCAGUCAUUAUUGAUCCAACUAAAGUCUUCUAAUUCUUUUCUAAAAUAAGCAAAAGCAAAAACAAACAAAACAAACCCAGGCCUUGGAUUCAGUACCUGAAGAUGCCUCAUGGUAGAACAGAGAGAGGAUGAGAAGCGCUUGAAAAUUCUACCCUCUACUGAUUUAGACUACCUGCUGCCUAAGAAUAGAAUGAGAAAAUUGGGACAUUUGGGGUGGGGAGACACUUCUAAAAGUACAAAUUGUGGGGACUUGUAGGUAUAUAAUUUAUAACAUUGUAUUGACAUGUUAAAUGAUUGUUGCUCAGGUCAAUUUAGCAUGUUCUCAUUUUAUUAAAGUAUCUGGGAUUCAGGAUCAUUCUUAAGACAAUUUGACAGAUUUGUGAUUUCAUAAUAUAUAAAUAUCAACUGAAAUUAAAUAUCUGUAUCUCUCAUUUGAUUUUUAUAAUUAAUAGAAUGAACUCGGUGAUUUAUUAUUGACUGAUGUCACUCUGACAAUGUCCUCUUCUUUUUGUCUUAUUUCUUAUACUCUACUUAGACACUACAACUUUUAUGACAUUAAUAUUAAAGAGUUGGUUCUGUCAUAACAUUAAUACACUGCUUCAAACAUG
Molecule: messenger RNA, 3401 nt
Organism: Cricetulus griseus (Chinese hamster)
Lineage: Eukaryota; Metazoa; Chordata; Mammalia; Rodentia; Cricetidae
Source: RefSeq, a predicted model, not a curated record